Molecule: messenger RNA, 1767 nt
Organism: Thermochaetoides thermophila DSM 1495
Lineage: Eukaryota; Fungi; Ascomycota; Sordariomycetes; Sordariales; Chaetomiaceae
Exons: 1
Coding region: 1-1767 (588 amino acids)
Cellular component (GO): TORC1 complex; fungal-type vacuole membrane
Source: RefSeq, a predicted model, not a curated record
AUGGCGAAGGACAGAGACGGCGAGGCGUCGGGCGCCAACCAAUCAAAAAAGCCAACCUCAGGUGUCUUGGACAACGGAGACCAACCACCCCAACAACACCUUCCGCACCACCAUCACCGCAAAGCCCAAAAGCCUCACAUUGUUGGCGGCGGGCCCGGGAGUCGGCUACACGCAAGAGUUCCCUCUUCUAAGGCCCUGCACAAGCACCACGCGCUGGCUUCGACGACCAAACUGACCCGAGCAAUCUCUCCAGAGCGAGGAAACGGCGUCGCGCACCACCGGCGCAUUUCCUCACAAGACCGGUUACCGGCCAAUUCAAAAAAGAACUUGUCGCAUACAGCCCUUCGACGCAAUCGCUCACAGGUCGAGGUUACAAAACGUACCAAGUCCUCUACGAACUUGCAACGCUCUAAUUCCAAUUCGGCUGUCCAUAAGCUAAAAUCCAAGGUCCAAUUCAACCUUGGAGACGACGAAGACGACCAAGACGGCGAGGACGAGUGGGUGGACGCGAGCAGUUCUGCGUCCCCAUAUCUCUCAAGGCGUGGUUCGGCUGUUAAUACGGCUCAGACGAACAAUUUGACUGUUGGAAGCCAAGACCCAUUGCGACGCGACAGCGUCAACAGCGAGCAGACCACAUCGAACGAGAACCUCGCGCGCAGCUCAAGCAACCUCAACCAAUUACUGACAUCAAAAGUAUUAUCGCGAACCCCCUCUCAGGGUGCCCCUCCAGUCAUGUCGACAGCGACUGUUUCCGUCCAGCCGUCGGCACAGCAGCUCUCGUCGCAGGCUUCAAGCCCAGGUCAAGGCCCCUCAUACACAAGUACAACUGCUGCUGCUGCCCAAUGCCGUCCAGGCAGCAGUGGGAAGGCAGAGCUCACUUCAAGAUUUGUUGGAGGGAAUAACAGUCAGGAGCAGGGGGCUGGGUCUGGUGCGGCUGAAGAGGCCUUCAUGAUGGCUGCGAAUCGCGGCGGGCUGUCUCGAGCAGCGCUCAAUGGCAAGGUUGGCCUUGGUAUGCAGAGACGCCAGUCCAGCGGGGCUUUGUCGCAAGGCCGGGGAAUGGAUGCCCUCAAUGCCCGCCAGGGUGGCGCCUCGGACUCGGAAGACGAAGAAGCGGCGCUCCGCCCUAGGCGUGCAGCGGAGUUCAUUGUCCCUCGAGACAUGAAUCGCACUCAGAAGAAAUUGAAUUUGCAGCGCGCCAGCUCCAGCUUGGAGCCUACCCACCCCCAUCCUGGAGUCGGAGUCAGGCCUCCAGGAGUUGGUAUGGGCCCCGGUGCGUCUUCUGCUUUCGAGGGUCGAGAUCCUCGUGGUAGCAAGUUACUCGAGAGGACAGGAAUGGAGUACUUGACCGUUCGUCGCUAUCUCAACCCCGUUGCCCUUUCUCUCCAUCGAGUUAUGCAGUUGCCAGGUCUUGAAAACAGUCGAAGAAUCCCGCGUCCUGGCACAUCACACUCAGUUCGGGCCUCGGGCUCCGAUGUGGACAGCCUGCGCGACCCUAGCAUGGCAGACCUGAUGUCCGGGCAGUCAAGGACCACCUCUCGGCAGGCAACGCCCCGCAGCCGCGCCGAGUUCUCCCUUGGCGUUGACAGCGCAAGCUCAAGCUACGGUGCUGACAACGACAGGUUACAAGAGCAGGCAUCCAGGGCACCCAGCCAGCACCGGCUCAGCGGGUCGAGCCUUGUGGAUGGUGUGGAGGACGCUGGCACAAUCGCACUGCUUCGCAUGAUGUGGGAUAAGACAAUGGACCUGGGGGGCAGCAGCCAGGACUAG